Messenger RNA from Rotaria sp. Silwood1, 1680 nucleotides. NCBI's taxonomy places the organism in Eukaryota, Metazoa, Rotifera, Eurotatoria, Philodinida, Philodinidae. The record is from the annotation of a GenBank genome assembly.
AUGCGUUUACUAGAAUCAGUUCAUUCAAUAUAUUCACAUAUUUCAAGUGAACAUCAUCUUUCAUUGAAUACAAUUCAAAUGACACUGAUUUUAUAUACAAUUAAUGGAAGUUUUACAACAUAUGAUAAUAAAACGAAGAAUGAUAUAUAUUCAUCAACACAAAAUACAACAUCAAAACCGAAAAAACUUCUUAAAUAUGCUAAUGAUGAUAAAUUAUCUGGAAUUCAAUAUAUGUCUGAAGUUGGUUCACGUUGUGCUGAAGAUGGAUUUUAUGCUGAUCGUGAUGAUUGUCGUAAAUUUCAUGUUUGUUAUGGUGGUACACAAUCAGUUCGUUGGUGUAAAGAUGGAAUGCUUUGGGAUGAAACUAAAAUUGGUUGUAGUUUACAAAGUAUUACACCAUGUGUUGGUGGUCGAAAAAAAUGGGGUUAUGAUGAAGUUACAACAACAAUAUCAACAACAACAACAACAUCAACAAAUUCUCAAUUGAUCAGAGGUAAUUAUACAUGUCGACCUAGUGCAACAGGAUUUUUUGCUGAUCCAAGUUCAUGUUCAAUAUAUCAUUGGUGUGUAAUGGGAGUACUUCAAUCAACACAUCGUUGUAAUGCUGGAUUACAUUUUUCAUCAAGUGCUAAUGGAUGUUUAUGGCCAAAAGAUGCUGAAUGUGAAGGACAAAUUGCACCACCAUAUUCACCAAUUGAAUGUACAUCGGGUAGUUCAGGUUAUUUUCCUGAUCCUUAUGAUUGUUCGGUAUUUCAUUAUUGUGAUGGAGUGAAAACUCAAAGUGAUGCAUUACUUUGUUCAUCUGGCCUUAUUUGGAGUUCACGUUUGGAAAGUUGUGCUUGGCCUCAUGAAGUAACUGAAUGUCAAAAUUCAUGUCCACCAAAUUAUUCAAGUCAAAUGCGUUUUGCUGAUCCAGUUGUUUGUUCACAAUAUAUUCAAUGUGUUGAUGGUCAUUUAGAACAACGAACAUGUUCAAAUAAAUUAUUAUUUGAUCGUAUUACAAAAACAUGUAAACCAUAUGAACAAGCUGAAUGUCAUGGAGCUAAACCUGAACCUCCAGUAACAUCAACAACAACUAUUGCAUCAACUACAACUGCAGAUACUAUAUCAACUAAUCCAGGUUCAUCAGAAAUAAUUAAAAGACAACGUUCAACUCGAUUUAGUUGUGUUGUUUCCUCAUUAACAGCUGACGGUUAUUUUGGUGACGUUAAUGAUUGCCGCAUUUAUCAUGUAUGUGUCGAUGGACGUGAUUAUCGAUCAAUGUGUGCACCAGGUCUUGCGUGGGAGUCUUUAUUACGUUUAUGUAUGGCAGCUCACCUUGUUGGUUGCCAAAGUUCAAAAUCAUUUGAGCCACUUUCAGGAUCUUCAAACAAAAAAUGGCUUCAAUUAUUUACUCGUUCUGUUAGUAAAACAACAACGACAACAACAACCACAACAACAACAACAACAACAACAACAACAUUACCAUUUGGAUUACCAUCAAUUUUUACAUGUGCUAGUCGUCCUAAUGGUUACUAUCCAGAUCCUGUACAUUGUCAUAAAUUUCAUUAUUGUGCAACAGGUUGGCAUAGUGUAAUGGAAUGUGAUAACGGUCUGGCAUACUCAACUCGAGAUAAUGAUUGUGUACCUGUUGAUUUGGCCGAUUGUGGAAAGAAUAGGUUAAUGAGAAAAAGAUAUUAA